Messenger RNA from Cynoglossus semilaevis (tongue sole), 769 nucleotides. RefSeq names its product ETS domain-containing transcription factor ERF. Gene Ontology annotation, cellular component: nucleus. Bases 128 to 769 code for a protein of 213 amino acids. Lineage: Eukaryota; Metazoa; Chordata; Actinopteri; Pleuronectiformes; Cynoglossidae. Gene Ontology annotation, molecular function: sequence-specific DNA binding; DNA-binding transcription factor activity, RNA polymerase II-specific. The transcript is spliced from 7 exons. Gene Ontology annotation, biological process: regulation of transcription by RNA polymerase II; cell differentiation. The record is from RefSeq and is a predicted model, not a curated record.
UGUGAGUGGUUUGGGUGAGGGGGGUGAGAUGAGACGGAGGCUUUAAGAUUGGCUCCGUCCUUCCUUCACUCCUCUCCGAGGUGAAGACCGGUGGCUGUCGUCGGACGUCCAGCGGAGCGUCUUCACCAUGGAGACGCGGUGCAGCUGCAGUUCGUCUCUCGGACGCCUCUCAUCACCGAGCUGGAGCAGAACCGUUCUGUUCCCAGACUGGGCCUACAAGCCGGCCUGGUCUCCAGGCUCCAGGCAGAUCCAGUUGUGGCACUUCCUGUUGGAGCUGCUGGGGCGGGGCGAGGGCGGAGCCAUCGGCUGGGGAGGGGAGUGGGGCGAGUUUGUCAUCAGGGACCCCGAGAGGCUGGCCCGACUCUGGGGGGAGAGGAAAGGCAAACCGCACAUGAACUACGACAAACUGAGCCGAGCGCUGAGAUAUUACUACAACAAACACAUCCUGCACAAAACCAAAGGGAAGAGGUUCACCUACAAGUUCAACUUCAGCAAACUCAUCCUGGUCAACUGUCCAGGGUUUCUACCGCCAUCUCUGGGACAACAGCUGCUACAGAACCCCCCCCCUCCACUCCCUCUCCUCCCUGCUGACAGCGUCCUCCCCCUGUGUGGGGGUUCGGUGAUGGACGGAGUUGUCCCCCCUCUGCCUCUGCCUCUGGGUCGUCCUCAGGGAGUCCUGCCUCCCAUCCCUCACCCUGGCACAUCGUGUCAGCAGCAGCAGCAGCGGCGUCCGGCCCCCGAAGAGCGCCCCCCACAGGGUGGGACCUGA